Messenger RNA from Styela clava, 1445 nucleotides. Its product is annotated as FGFR1 oncogene partner 2 homolog. Lineage: Eukaryota; Metazoa; Chordata; Ascidiacea; Stolidobranchia; Styelidae. The record is from RefSeq and is a predicted model, not a curated record.
AAAAAGAAAAAAGGGUACCUAUUUUUUGAAGAGCAAUCAGUCUAGUUUCCUUGUACAUCGACUAGUUUGCAAAAAUGAAUAUCACCAUCGAGUCGUUGCUUGCGGACGCUAAAUAUCUUGUUACAAGAUUGAAGGAUCAUGACAGCGCUGCUGAAAGUCUUGCCGAACAGGCUUCAACUCUCAAGAAAGAGAUGGAAGCGAGAAACACAUAUCAAGAAAAUUUGAUUGAACUGAACAAAGUUGCUGGACACAGACCAAGGUCUACUUUAGUCUUAGGUAUUCAGCAAGAAAAUAAUGCAAUUCGGUCCCUACAACAUGAGAAUGAUGAAUUGCGACAAAGUUUGACCGACCACCAGAACGCAUUGGAACUUAUCAUGACUAAGUACAGACAGCAGAUGAUGAAGUUCACUAAGCACCAAAACAUCCAGAUCACUGAAAACGCUUAUCAAGCAGAAAAACAAUAUCAAGAAGAGAAUAUGGAGCUAAUUGAUAAGAUUCACGAGAUGGCUGCUGUGAUGAGGCAUGCUGCGGAUGUCGACGAUGAGCAAUAUAUCAGAGAUUACGAAGAAUUAUCCCGAUUGCAAACAGAAAAUGACAUUUUAAGAGAAAUGCUAAUGAUAUCUAAGAGUUCAUUUGGAUCAAGACUUAUAACCACUGAACAGAAAGAUUCUGGAAAGACUGACAAACCAGAGAUUGAAUCUGAAAUGGUGCUCGCUGACGAUACUACUAGUGAUAAGACAGUUAUACAUGAGGGGGAAUCACCCUAAGACUACUCCCCAGACAGUUAUUUUAUGUGUUUCUAUCGAAACUCAGUACUGAGGAAAUAUAUUUGGUUCAUACAAAGUACUCUGCACAAGGCUGUAGGCUGUCCAGGGGUUCUGCAGGUUUGCAUUGAAAUCCUGUAGUCUAUAUCAGGGCUACUCAACUGGGGGGCCGCGGCCCGAUUUCGGACUUUUCGGGUAUUUGAUCCGAACGCAUAAUUCUUCAUUUUGGAUCAUUAGCCCACUUUUGAAGUUUCCUUUUAUAAAAUCACUUUUAUAGAUUUAAAAAUAUAUAUGAAAAGAACUAUAACACCAAAACAAACAAUCUUGAUUACCUAAUAAUCAUUAGUCGGCCGAGGAAUCGUGUGCUUGAGGAAGCCGAAAUAUGAUGUCUGGAAAGUCCGGACCCAAAUAUUUUUGAAGUUUUGUAUGCGACCUCCGGUAAAAAUAGUUGAGUAUCCCUGGUCUAUAUUAUUAUAUUUAUCUUGUUUUAAAUAUAAUUAAAUACACGGAUAUAAUAUAAUGAGUGUGUUUCAUGAGAGACUUUCAUUUUCUCUACAUUAGAGGUAAGAUCAAUUCCGGCCCAGGCCCGUGGGUAUGGAACCCGACCGAUGUCCGACUAAUUAACUGGAUUUGCAGGCCCGAGCCCGAAGCAAACCCGAAAUUUUAUAUUUUAAUCAGGAG